This is a messenger RNA of Trichoderma asperellum CBS 433.97, 2364 nucleotides long. RefSeq lists its product as uncharacterized. Gene Ontology annotation, biological process: transmembrane transport. The record is from RefSeq and is a predicted model, not a curated record. Gene Ontology annotation, molecular function: transmembrane transporter activity. Lineage: Eukaryota; Fungi; Ascomycota; Sordariomycetes; Hypocreales; Hypocreaceae. Gene Ontology annotation, cellular component: membrane.
UUUUUUUUUGGUGAUUGAUGGGUCUUUGAAUACUUGCUCUUUCUCUCUCUCUUUUCCCCCUUCUCAUCCUUUCUCGUUGUCUCUCUGUCUACUUCGAUUAGGAGCACGCAAUACGUUUAGGUGAUAGCGUUUUUCUAGCUGAUCUACACCAUACCUACUGGGUACAUACUGAAGAGAACAAAAGAGAGAACCCGGAUUUGUUGAUUUCAUAACUGGAUUGAGAAUCAAUUCAUUCUGCAUAGCCAUUUCAUCAUUUGUUUUUCUGCGUUUCUUUCAACCAAUUGCCAUAACCGGACCGAAACAAAUCUUAUACGAAAUACGGACCAAUUAAAGUUGAAAACAGCGGCCCGGGGAAGCUUCCCGUCCCGCUUCCGUCGAGUUUAUUAGUUUUUAUCCCGGCAUGGCGGUUCUCGACGAGGAAUCGGGGAUGAAGGUGGAGAUUGAGAAGCAGAGCGAGGGAACAACAAAGGCAUCGUCGUUGGCGACAAUGGGGAGAGAAGAGGAUGCUGAGAUGGGCAAAGAGACGGCUGUUGCUACGAGCCGGCCGCAGCAGGGGACUGAUUCGGCAACGGAGGAUGGCGGUGAUGGGGAAAGUGAUGAUGAUGGCCUGCCAAUGUCCAGGGCGAGAUGCAUUGCUCUGGUUGCGACUGUGACUGGCGCUGCGUUUCUCAAUACCCUCUCCGUCCAAAGCGUCGUCAUCAUCCUCCCCACCAUCGGCCACCACCUCUCCGUCCCCGAAAGCCGCCAGCAAUGGAUCGUCUCGUCCUACUCCCUCACUUUCGGCUGCUUCCUGCUCUUCUGGGGCCGCAUCGCCGAUUUGUACGGCAAACGGCUCGUCUUCAUACUCGGCUCCAUCUGGGUGACGGCCAUAACGGCGGCGAAUCCGUUUGUGCCGAAUGAGAUUGCGUUUAACUUGUUCCGAGGGCUUCAUGGGUUGGGGGCUGCUGCGAAUGUCCCAACGGCUAUUGGCAUCUUGGGCGUGACGUUUCCUCCCGGCAAGGCAAAGAACUACGCCUUCAGCACUUACAGCGCCGGCGCACCCCUCGGCAGCGUCUUCGGCAACAUCCUCUCCGGCUUCGUCGCCCAGUACUCCAACUGGAAAUGGGUCUUUGGCGUCCUCGCCAUCAUGGGCGGCAUCAUCUCCGUCUGCGGCAUGCUCUUCAUCCCGCCGACUCCUCCAUCACCAGCAGCAGCAAGCAAAACGAAGCUCGGCCCGCGGUCCGUCGACUGGGUUGGCGCCACGCUCAUCACCGUCGGCCUGCUGGCUCUCAUGUUUGCGCUCACAGAAGGCAACGUCGUGGGCUGGAGCACGCCGUGGAUCCCGGUGCUGAUUGUUGUGUCCAUCAUUGUCAUUGCGGCGUUUGCGGUCUGGCAGUGGUAUCUGGAGCGCAGACUCGACGCGGCAAAGACGCAACUCCUCGAAUCUGAUGGAGUUUUGCAGCCAGCAGCGGCAACUCUGCCCACGCCGCCGCUCAUCAAGGUCUCCAUCUUCCGCAACGCCCAGUUCAGCGCCGUCAUGGUCAUCAUGGGCGUCUUCUUCGCCUCCUUCAACAACUACCUCAUCUACGCCACCUACUACUUCCAGGAGUUCCAGGGCCAGUCCCCCCUGCAGACGAUGCUGCGCUUCCUCCCGACCGGCAUCGGCGGCGCCGCCGUCGCCGUCAUCGUCUCGCAGCUGCUCGGCCGCGUGCCCACCGUCUUCCUGCUCAUCAGCGGCAACCUCGCCAUCACGAUUGCCUGCCUGCUCUACGCCGUGCCCAUCCCGCCGACGACGUCGUACUUUGCCUGGGGCCUUCCGGCCAUGAUCCUCUCCGUCAUUGGCGCGGACACCACCUGGCCGUGUCUCACGCUCUUCACGUCUCGCGCGCUGCCGAGAGAGGAUCAGGCCAUUGGCGGCGCACUCAUCAACUCUGUUGGCCAGAUUGGCCGGUCCAUCGGCCUCGCCAUAGCCACGGCAAUCCAGACCGCGGUCAUGGCUGAUGGCCGCGGCGUAUCUGUUAAGAAUGUGGGCAGUAUAAAGGCGUGGGAUCCGCAAUCUCUCAAGGGUCUGCGCGCGGCUUCAUGGUUCAACUUUGCCUUGGGGCUGGUGGCUCUGGUGCUUGUCCUCGUGACUUUCCGUACGUUGGAUAUUGUAGGCAAGGUAGAACCUCCGGUGAAAAAGCUGACUCAGGGGAAUGUUCAAGAUGAUGAUAGGACGGGGGGGAGUGAAAAGAGGGAAGAAACAGCGGAUUCUAAAUCGUAAUGAAGUAUGACAUUGAAUUCUUUUCUUUUCUUUUUCUCAACUAGUCAGGGCAUGCUCAUCAUUUUGCAUCGAGCUUGCUUUUAGAGUCUUUAGAACACACUAAUACAUUAAUACACGUCCGC